AUGAACUUCAACGCCUACCAUGAGGAGACCCCUGCAGAUGUGAAGAAUGCAACAGAUCUUCACCUGAUCACCGAGAAUACUCCUAAUGGGCAAAAGGUGCAGAUUCUGCUGGAGGAAUUGGCAGAUGCAUAUGGCUUGCAAUGGACCACAACUCUUCUCAACACGUCAACCAAUGAACAGAAGAAAGACUGGUUUCUCAGCUUCAAUCCUAAUGGUCGGAUCCCUGUCGUUAUUGACAACUCUCAAUCUCAGCCAUUUCCGGUGAUGGAGACAUCUGCCGAACUCCUCUAUCUCCUUAAAUUUGACCAAAACGGCCGUUUCGGCUUCCAAGACCAUCUUGAGCAUAGCGAGCUUCUGCAAUGGUUGUUCUUCUGGCAUGGGAGCGGUGCGCCGUAUCAAGGGAACCUCACCUUCUUCCGACGUGCCCCAGAGCAAAUCGACUUUGCCAUCGAUAGAUUCCGAAAGGAGACCUACCGCGUCUUUGGCGUCCUCGAGAUCCAGCUGUCAGGCAAGUAUACUGGACAAUCAAAGGACUUUCUGGCUGGCAAGGGCCAGGGGAAGUAUUCUAUCGCCGACAUUGGGACCUGGGCGUGGGUGAAGAACUGGCAACGCAGCGGCUUCACAGAGCAGGAGAUGAAGGUGUUUCCACACCUGCUUGCAUGGAUCGAGAGGAUCGCACAGCGUCCUGCCGUCCAGAGAGGAGUCAGUGAGAAAUACGCCGCGUCUUAG
Molecule: messenger RNA, 729 nt
Organism: Penicilliopsis zonata CBS 506.65
Lineage: Eukaryota; Fungi; Ascomycota; Eurotiomycetes; Eurotiales; Aspergillaceae
Exons: 5
Coding region: 1-729 (242 amino acids)
Source: RefSeq, a predicted model, not a curated record